GCGCUCGCAACUGGCGGCGGCCGAGCUUCCAGCUUCCGAGGAGAAAGCGCCCGCUUCUCGGCGAAGGGAGCAAGGCCACGCGGACUACGCGGCGGAGUGGGAAGUGGCCCAGAGCCUCCCGCGGUGCACGGCGGCCAGCCCUCCUUAUAGCCUGGAAAAAAUGACAGAUCUUGUAGCCGUUUGGGAAGUUGCUUUAAGUGAUGGAGUCCAUAAAAUUGAGUUUGAACAUGGGACCACAUCAGGCAAACGAGUGGUAUAUGUAGAUGGGAAGGAAGAGAUAAGAAAAGAAUGGAUGUUCAAACUAGUGGGCAAAGAAACCUUCUGUGUUGGAGCUGCAAAGACAAAAGCAACCAUAAAUAUAGAUGCUGUCAGUGGAUUUGCGUAUGAGUAUACUCUGGAAAUUAAUGGGAAAAGUCUCAAGAAGUAUAUGGAGAACAGGUCAAAGACCACCAAUACUUGGGUAUUACAUUUGGAUGGUGAGGACUUUAGAGUUGUGUUGGAAAAAGACACUAUGGACGUGUGGUGCAAUGGUAAAAGAAUGGAGACAGCAGGUGAGUUUGUAGAUGACGGGACUGAAACUCACUUCAGUGUUGGGAACCAUGACUGUUACAUAAAGGCUGUCAGUAGUGGGAAGCGGAAAGAAGGGAUUAUCCAUAGUCUCAUUGUGGAUAAUAGAGAAAUUCCAGAGAUUCCUGAAUGACUUCAUGAUAGUGAAUUUUAAUCUUAAGAGAGAGAGAGCACAUGAACCAGGGGAGGGGCAGAGGGAGAGAAUCUCAAGCAGAAUCCGUGCUGAGCACGGAGCCUGAUGCGGGGCUCGAUCUCACAAUCCUGAGAUCAUGACCUGAGCCGAAACCAAGAGUCAGAUGCUUAACCGACUGCACCACCCAGGUGCCCCUAUCUUCAUGUAUUUUUAACUUAUGGAGGUAGAUUGUCUCUUUAGUUUAAAGCAGUUGGUACAUAAUAUGAUUAGUUUAACUGGAGAAAAUGAGAAACAUUUUCUGUCUGGAAACUUUAAUAUUAAAU
Messenger RNA from Callorhinus ursinus (northern fur seal), 1023 nucleotides. Lineage: Eukaryota; Metazoa; Chordata; Mammalia; Carnivora; Otariidae. The record is from RefSeq and is a predicted model, not a curated record.